CGUGGGUGCGGCUGCUUCCACGCUCUGUUUCCACUAGGGCUGGGGAUCGCAGCCUUGUCAGCGCAGCUUCCUUCAGCUAGCUGCUGCCCGGGGCCAAGAUCUGUGUUUUAGAAAGCUUGCUCGGUGGCUGAGCAUGAUGAGGCGCACUGGACUGUGGUUUUGUAACUCAAGCAAGGGGCUGCUUACUCCUGGCAAAGGACUGACUCCAGCAUCUCAGAAUCUGGAGAAACAGAGACUCCUCUACACUCACAAUGCAUGCACAUCUAUUCACGUGAAUAAUGUUCGUGAUAAGUUACGGGAGAUAGUAGGAGUAUCCACUAACUAUAAAGACCAUGUGAGAGCAAUGGAGGAAAGAAAAUUACUUCACAGUUUUUUGGCGAAGUCUCAGGAACAACUGCCACCUAGGAGAAUGAAAGACAGUUUCAUCGAAGUUCUCCUGCCUUUGGGCACUCAGCCUGAAUUACGGGAGAAAUAUUUGACUGUUAAGAAUACCGUGAGAUUUGGCAGGAUUCUUGAGGACCUUGACAGCUUAGGAGUUCUAGUUUGCUACAUGCACACCAAAGUUGAAGCAGCAAAGAUGUCUCCUUUAUCAAUAGUUACAGCGCUGGUGGACAAAAUCGAUAUGCGUAAGAAGAGCUUAAGCCCGGAACAAGACAUCAAGCUUACUGGUCAUGUUAGCUGGGUCGGUAAGACAUCCAUGGAAGUGAAGAUGCGGAUGUUUCAGUUUCAUGGCAAUGAAUUUUUACCUGUUUUGGAAGCAACAUUUGUAAUGGUGGCUCGUGAUUCUGAAAAUAAAGGGCCAGCAUUUAUAAAUCCAUUGAUCCUCGAAAGCCCAGAGGAAGAAGAGCUCUUUAGACAAGGAGAAUUAAACAAGGGAAAAAGGAUUGCCGUUUCAUCUGCAUCGUUACUGAAAAUGGCUCCCAGUGCUGAAGAAAGGACAACUGUCCAUGAGCUAUUUCUGACCACAUUAGAUCCAAAGACCAUCAGUUUUCAAAGUCGAAUUUUGCCCCCUAAUGCAGUGUGGAUGGAAAACUCAAAACUGAAGAGCUUGGAAAUCUGUCACCCUCAGGAGCGGAACAUUUUCAAUCGAAUCUUUGGUGGUUUUCUUAUGAGGAAAGCUUACGAACUUGGAUGGGCUACUGCAUGUAAAUUCUGUGGUACCCAGCCAUUUGUAGUAGCAGUGGAUGAUAUCAUGUUUCAGAAACCUGUUGAAGUUGGAUCAUUGUUAUUUCUUUCUUCACAGGUCUGCUUUACUCAAGGAAAUUACAUUCAAGUCAGAGUUCACAGUGAAGUGGCCUCUCUUCAUGACCAAGCACAUACAACCACCAAUGUUUUUCAUUUCACAUACAUGUCAGACAAAGAAGUGCCUUUGGUUUUCCCCAAAACAUAUGGAGAGUCCAUGUUAUAUUUAGAUGGGCAGCGCCAUUUCAGUUCCAUGACUCUGCCUGCGAACGUGAAAGACUCUUAUGUUGUUAAGCACUAAGAAAACUCUCUCCUUUGAAGAACAGCACUCCACAGUAAUAAACCCUUGAUGAAGACUAUUGUCUUUAGAGUUUAUUCUUACCCUUGGUAGAGAAGAAUGAAUUCAGUUUUUUUCAAAAUCAGAAAAUCAGGAUAAGAGAGUGGCUGGGUUAUGCUAUUGAACAAUGAAUUUUAAGCAUAGGAAAUUUUAAUUGUUAAUCUGCCAUUGUACAUUCUGUCUGCUAAAGAAAUUAGAGCAAAUAUGUAUGUAAUUGGGUAUAUUAUUUUAUCAUACACAUAUUACAUCUUUUAAGUAUUGACAUAUAACCUUUAUGCCAAGGUAUUGAGUGAAUUUCUCUGUGUG
Messenger RNA from Suncus etruscus (white-toothed pygmy shrew), 1825 nucleotides. It is a transcript of the gene ACOT9, whose product is annotated as acyl-CoA thioesterase 9. The transcript has 16 exons. Gene Ontology annotation, biological process: acyl-CoA metabolic process. The record is from RefSeq and is a predicted model, not a curated record. NCBI's taxonomy places the organism in Eukaryota, Metazoa, Chordata, Mammalia, Eulipotyphla, Soricidae. Bases 134 to 1483 code for a protein of 449 amino acids. Gene Ontology annotation, cellular component: mitochondrion. Gene Ontology annotation, molecular function: fatty acyl-CoA hydrolase activity.